Messenger RNA from Leptopilina heterotoma, 1632 nucleotides. RefSeq names its product pickpocket protein 28-like. Gene Ontology annotation, biological process: sodium ion transmembrane transport. Gene Ontology annotation, molecular function: ligand-gated sodium channel activity. The record is from RefSeq and is a predicted model, not a curated record. Lineage: Eukaryota; Metazoa; Arthropoda; Insecta; Hymenoptera; Figitidae. Gene Ontology annotation, cellular component: membrane.
AUGAAGGAUUUGCAGUUAGAAAUCGUAAUUUACCAGUCAUGUAUGAAAAAAACGGAGAUUGCGUCACUAACUAAAACAUAUUGUCAAACGAGUACUCUUCGUUUAAGAUAUAUUGGCGAUAGUAAUCUGUCUCUUUUUGAAAGAUUAUUUUGGGUUAUUUCGUUCACAGCGGCAGUGGCAACAGCGUCUUUAUAUAUUUUAGGCGUCUAUAAAAAAUGGAUUUCAUCGCCAAAUAUUUCCCUCAGUCCGAGCCAGUUGCUUAUGAAGAAUUUCCAUUUCCCUCAAUUACCCCUCUGCAAUAUGAAUAAUGCGAAGAAAAGUGAAGCCGAUCGAAUUAAAAGUGGUGAGUGUAUAACUUUCUUCCAAUUAUAUUUGCUCAAUGAUAUUUGCCACAAUGAAAAUUCCACAUUCAAUGAUAUAGAUGAUGAAUCUGCAAAAUGGGUAAAUGUUCGACGUUUUAUGAUCAACGUGUCACAAUCAUGUACUGAAAUGCUUCACUACUGUCAAUGGCACGGUAUGAAAUUUGAAUGCGAGAAACUAUUUAAUCCCACAAUGACGGAUGAAGGAAUGUGCUGUAAUUUUAAUUCCGUCCAUCGAAAUUACAUUUUCUUCAAUCCAAAAGAAUCAACUGAUUUAAAUGUAACAUACCCAUUCCUAAUUGAUUGGACACCUGAAACUGGAUAUGCCUCCAAUAUUACACCAGAUUCUGUACCAUGGAGACCAUAUGGUGCUGGAAAUUUUGGAUUAACAUUAGCUCUCGAUGCGAAUGUCGAUGAAUAUUAUUGUUCAUCGACAGCCAGUGUGGGAUUUAAGAUGUUACUGCAUAAUCGUGAAACUCCGAAAAUAGCCGAUUUUGCAUUUGCAAUUUCGCCGGAAAAAACGCGUAUUAUAAUACGUCCCCAUAUUUCGGUAGCGAGUAAAACAAUAUUAAAAAUACCGAAGAAAAAAAGAAAGUGCUUCUUCACGUCCGAGAGACGUUUGCGUUUUUACAGAACUUAUACGCAAAGAAAUUGUUUCCUUGAAUGUGAGGCAAAUUUUACACAGCAGAUUUGUCAUUGCGUGCAAUAUUACAUGCCAAAGUCACUGAAUAAAAUAUGUGGAAAGAAAGAUGAUCAGUGUGCAAUUCAAGCGAGAAGAGCCAUGGAGCAAAAACUUUAUGAUGAUGAAAAUACAAACAGUCAAUUGAACAUCACAGAAACUCCCAGUUGUAAUUGUUGGCCAGGAUGCUUCGAAGUGAGCUACACAACUGAGAUUUCACAAAGUGCCUUGAUGGCGAACUAUGACAUUGAAGAUAUUUACGUGAGAAAAGACAAGAAUUACUUUGUGAAUAAUAUGGCCGUGGUGCAUUUGUUCUUUGUCGAUUCUCAAUUUACAAAAUUCGUAAAAACUGAACUAUUCGGAUUCACUGAAUUCUUAUCUAAUAUUGGCGGUCUACUCGGCCUCUUUAUGGGCUUCAGUGUUUUGUCAUUUAUGGAAAUCAUUUAUUUUCUAACAUUAAAAUUUUGGUGUCAACUUCGAAAACAUAGAAAUUCACUAAAUCAUUCCGAAGUUGAAACACAAUACAACAAAACAAUCACGUUACAUAUCCAGAAAUCGGAGAGAAAGUGCUUUAUCAAAGACGUACCUCUUUAA